AUGGCGUCCAGUGUGGAUGCCAAGCUGCUGAAACGGACCAAGUUCCCACCUGAGUUCAAUAAGAAAGUGGACAUGACCAAGGUCAAUGUCGAGGUUCUGAAGACGUGGAUCGCUAGUCAAAUUAUCAAGAUCCUAGGCAACGAGGACGAUGUGGUCAUCGAGCUUUGCUUCGCUCACCUGGAAAAUGAACGAUUCCCCGAUAUCAAAUCACUCCAGAUCCAACUCACUGGAUUUUUAGACAAGGAUACCCCCAAGUUCUGUGAGAAGCUGUGGUCAUUGUGUCUCAGUGGCCAGGAAAAUCCCCAGGGCGUUCCGAAGGAGCUCUUGGAGGCCAAGAAGCUUGAGCUCAUGCGAGAAAAGCUCGAGGCCGAGAAAGCAGCCGAAGCAGCUCGACGCCAGCGGGAGCUAGACCAGAACCAGCUGGUGAUCGUGGGGCCCGCGGAGGCCGAUCCUUUGGAGGACGAGACUACGAUCGUUCUUCGCCUCCUCGCAUCCGAGACCGCAGCCGAAACCGCAGCCGAGACCGCUUCCGCGAGCGUCCCUCCCGCCGUGAACAUGAUACAUAUGUGCCGCCUGGAAAGGACCGCGACCGCCGACCAUCCACUAUCUCCUACACCCGUUCCCCAUCCCCGAAGCCAUCAUCUCCAUCCCGCAGAACUCGCGACGAGCCACGCCACAGGCCGCGCGAACGCCGCCGCCGUUCUCCCAGUCACUCAAUUUCUCCCGAGCGACGCAACCGUGGAGGAUACAGAAGACGCAGUAGUCCGGACUACGGUGACCGUGUUAAAACCAGAUCCAUUUCCCGCACCCGUUCCCCGCGCUCACGUUCCCCCAGAGGAGACCGCCGCCGUCGAAGCUCCGUCUCGCGCAGCCGCUCUGCAUCUCCGCCACGCCACUCCCACCGCCGCAGAGAUGUUUCCACUUCCGUUUCUCCCAGCCGCGCUGGUUCCCCGCCGCGCUCCCGCCGCUCCCCUGGACGACGUGGUCGUGAUUCUCGCCGCCUGA
Molecule: messenger RNA, 1005 nt
Organism: Penicillium bovifimosum
Lineage: Eukaryota; Fungi; Ascomycota; Eurotiomycetes; Eurotiales; Aspergillaceae
Product: PWI domain-containing protein
Exons: 5
Coding region: 1-1005 (334 amino acids)
Biological process (GO): mRNA processing; regulation of mRNA splicing, via spliceosome
Cellular component (GO): spliceosomal complex
Molecular function (GO): RNA binding
Source: RefSeq, a predicted model, not a curated record